CUGAAAACCACAGACGUCGAAGUGGAAUUUGCUUAUUUCUACUCGAGCUGCAUGUGCACAAUAGAGCGAAGACAUGAGCAAACAGUGGGCAGCGGUUGUACUCGUCCUGAUUCAGCUACACUGCUGUGAUUGCUGUCCUGAUCUGUGCCAGUGCUUCUCAGCUGCAAAGGUCGUCUGCUCAGACGAGUCCAUGACAGCUUUACCUCUCAACAUCUCAGCGCAGGUGAGAGAACUGAUUGUAGUGGCGUCGGGCGUCACACUUUUGGAUGGCCGUUCCUUCAGAGAGAACCUCACACUUACUAAGCUGGUCGUUCUCAACAGCCUCGUGAAAAAGAUCUCUCACGACGCCUUCAACCGUCUGCUUGAGCUGCAGGAGCUGGAGAUCAGUGGAAACUAUUACUGGUUGACUUUUGAGGUGCAGACCUUCCGCUCGCUGGCCAACCUUACGAGACUGUUACUCAACAAUAAUAAGAUCAGCGCUCUGGACGCUGGCAUUUUCAACUCUUUGCAUAAACUGGAAGCGCUGCAGUUGAGGGGUAACGGCUUGUCUUAUCUGCCCAGACUCCUCUUCCAUCGUCUCCACAAACUGCAGGAACUCGACCUGUCCUUCAACCACAUCAGCUCCGUCUCAGCGGAUGUUUUCCAGAACAACUCUCUCCUGAGAGCACUCUCGCUGCAGGCCAACACCAUCUCACAGCUUCCGGAUGGGAUCUUCACCCGCCUGGAUCACCUGGAGGAGCUGAACCUCCGAAGCAAUCUCAUAAGCAACCUAAGCGCUGAAACAUUCCCGUCCGGUUUGCGGAAGCUGAUCCUCAAGAAGAACGCACUGGUGCAGCUGCCCCACACCAUCUUUCACAAACUGCAUCACAUUACGUAUCUGGACUUGUCUCAGAAUCAGCUGUCCGGAGUCCCUUCAGAUCUCUUUCAGAACCUCAUCUCGCUGAAAAAACUGGAUCUGUCUGAGAACCGGAUUACAGCAUUGCCUGGCUCUGUCUUCAAUGGGCUGUUUAGUAUAAAAGCCAUCCAUCUGCAGAAAAACAAACUGAGCUCGCUGGAAGCGAACCUGCUGAAGGAUCAGCACGAUAUAGAGCAGCUGUACCUGUCCAUGAACAGCCUGCAGAGCAUCCCACAAGGCUUCUUCGAUGACCUGGACUUCCAGUGCGUGGUCCAGCUUCACGGAAACCCCUGGCGCUGUGACUGCGGGUUACAGUACUUCUUUGACUGGCUGAGGUACAACGAAAGGAACGUGGAGGAUCUGACGAGGGUUUACUGUGAAGCUCCUGAGGUUAUUCGAGGACACCGCCUGGUGUCUGUGGACAAGGAGCAGCUCGUCUGCGGGAAAAACUCCAGCUCUGAGCUUCAAGGCUCCUCCGUCCCAAACGUCACUGAGAUCCCGGUUGAUGGCGAUGAUGAAGGUGCGAUUCGUUGCUCGCUCCGAGAAGUCAAAGGUGCAGCAUCCAUUCAGUGCAAAGUCACUAAAUGCACAAGCGUGAAGUUUGAGGCUCUUUAUGAAUUUGAUGGAAAUAAACAGGAGAGUUUCAUAAGUGAGUGGUCAGCGCAUGCGGGAUGCUCCAACGGGACCGUUUAGUGCUUUUAUUUAACAGCACAAUCACAUACUGUACAGAGUGCUUAAUGAGUUUCUGCUUUAGUUGUAUAAAUGUUUGGGGGGAAUUUUUCUUCAAAGCAUGUGAUGAUACAUGUGUACCUUUAGGGAAGAGGUGUCUAAUCCUGCUCCUGGAGAGCCAAUGUCCUGCAGAGUUUAACAUGCCCCAACACACUCACCCCGACAUUUCUAGUAACCCAAAGGCCUUGAUUAGCAGGUUCAGGUGUGUUUAAAUGGGACUGGAGCUCAACUCUGCAGGUCAGUGGCCCUUCAGAAGCAGGAUUGGACCCUCAAAGGGACAACUUUGUACACUGUUUAAGCCUAGAAGUGCCUACCCUACAGCAGUGCUUCUCAGACCUGUCCUGACGACCCCCCACUGCACACUUAGUAAGCCUCCCUCAUCAGACACGUCUUGCAUUCUCUGCUAAUGAGCUGGUGAGCUGAAUCAGGUGUGUUAGACAUUCAAAAUGUGCUGUUCUAGGGGGGUCGGCAGGACGGGUUUGAGAAGUUCUGCUUUAGAGUAGUAAUAUGUACCCUUAAGGUGCUACUAAAAACCUUUUAGGGGUAAAUAAGGGACGAAGGUGUCCCUAUAAGAGUCCUGCCCCAGUGAAGAUUAAAGUAGUAAUAUGUAACCAAAAAUGAAAAAUUGCUGAAAACAUCCUCAGGCCAUCCGAGAUCAGGAUGAGUUUGUUUC
Sinocyclocheilus anshuiensis is the source of this 2297-nucleotide messenger RNA. Its product is annotated as carboxypeptidase N subunit 2. The transcript has 2 exons. The record is from RefSeq and is a predicted model, not a curated record. Gene Ontology annotation, molecular function: protein binding. Bases 74 to 1588 code for a protein of 504 amino acids. NCBI's taxonomy places the organism in Eukaryota, Metazoa, Chordata, Actinopteri, Cypriniformes, Cyprinidae.